This is a messenger RNA of Closterium sp. Naga37s-1, 2679 nucleotides long. The record is from the annotation of a GenBank genome assembly. NCBI's taxonomy places the organism in Eukaryota, Viridiplantae, Streptophyta, Zygnematophyceae, Desmidiales, Closteriaceae.
AUGGCGGACAAGAAGAAGGUGCUACUGCACGUGUACGACGUCACCAACAGCCCCGACCCGAACGUCAACAACACCGUGCUUCGCAUCAACGGCGUCGCGCGAAGCACGCUGGGGAUCGGAGGAAUCUUCCACGGCGCCGUCGAGGUGUUUGGAGAGGAAUGGUCCUUUGGAUACUGCGAGCGCGGGUCAGGCGUGUUCAGCUGCCGCCCUAAAACGAACCCCUACUACAGCUACAGGGAGACAGUCGACAUGGGGGAAACUAAACUCAGUGCGAAACGCGCCGGGCAGGUCAUAGCUGAGAUGAGCGUGCAGUGGCCUGGCGAGUCGUAUGACAUGCUCGGGCGAAACUGUAACCACUUCUGCGACGAGCUCUGUGUCAGAUUGGGUGUCGGGCCCAUACCAGCAUGGGUCAAUCGGUUUGCUCGGACAGGCGAUUCGGCGGCCGAGCUGUACGAUCAAGUUGGGCAGCAGGUUGCCGCCCUGCAGGAGUGGAGCAGCGGCACCUACAACUACUGGUUUGGUGCUGCUAGUCCCUCUGCUGCGUCUGCUUCCACUCCUAAUGCUGGUGGUGCUGCUGGUGCUGCUGCUGCUCCUGCUCCUGCUGCUGCUGGUGCUGCCGGUGCUGGUAAUGUUGCUGGCUCGGUUGGUUCAGCAGCUGGUUCAACUGCUCCUGUGGGAUCCGUGCAGGGGAGGAGUUGGGCAGAGUUUUGGAGUGGCAGGAAGGGUGAUGAGCCGGAUGGGGCUGAGUUGCUGGAACCUGGGGAGGAGAGGAGCAGCAUGGGGGUUUGCGAGAAAGCAGCUCCAGAAACUUCCAAGAAGGUGACCAGGGAUGAUGUGGCCAAAGCAGCAGAGAGCCUUGUGAAGCAAGCGGUCAAAGUGGCAAUCUUCUGGGCAGCGCCCUCCCUCCCAAAGGCAGCAGAAGCCGCCCUACUGCUCUCGGAUUUCCACGACCUUGGCAAUCUUCUGGGCAGCGCCCUCCCUCCCAAAGGCAGCAGAAGCCGCCCUACUGCUCUCGGAUUUCCACCACCUGUCUUGGCAAUCUUCUGGGCAGCGCCCUCCCUCCCAAAGGCAGCAGAAGCCGCCCUACUGCUCUCGGAUUUCCACGACCUGUCUGUGACCUCCACCCUUCACCCCAUUUUCUCUUCCCAACUUGCAAUCUUCUGGGAGGCUUCCUUUCCCCCAAAGGCAGUGUCUUUUGAGUUGACUCAAAAGCUGUCAAACCCCGCUCCCCCCCCUUCCUUCUCUCCCGCCACGUACCCCGCAGUGGCAAUCUUCUGGGCAGCGUCCUCUCCCCCCAAGGCAGCAGAAGCCGCCCCGCUGCUCUCUGAUUUCCACGACUCCCACUCAGCGAGCUCAGCUGCUCCCCAGGCAGGUGGGCGUGGUGCAGUCAGCAUACGCAGCACUGAAGAUCCCUACAAGAUGAAGUCUAGUCACUCAUUUCGCUUCGUUUCUAAUCUAUCCUUUCUCCCCCCCCGCUCCCCUUGUCGCCGCACAGCCACUCAGCGAGCUCAGCUGCUCCCCAGGCAGGUGGGUGUGCUGCAGUCAGCAUACGCAGCACUGAAGAAGCUUCCAGUAAGCAACGAGGCGGCCGUGGGUCGUGUACUGGUGACCGUUGCUGCGUCGAUGAAAGACGUUGCGAGGGAGGUAAGGGAGAUGGUAGGAAGAGAAGGGGUUCAGAGCGGUGCUGUGGGGGAGGAGAAAGGAGAGGAGAAGGGGGAUGUCGGGGAAGAGAGAAAGGCUGAGGAAGGCCAAGGGGUUCAAGGAAAAACUGUGGAGAUCAAGAGGGAGGGUGUUUGUGAUGAGGCCAGGGAGGAGGAUGGCGGUGACGGUGAUGAGGAUGAGGAUGAGGAUGAGGAGGAAGAGGAGGUGAGUUUGGGAGAGGAGGAGAGGGAGUUGGCACAGAGUGGUUUGCGAGUGUCUGUGGCAGCAGAAGGGGUGAUUCGGUGUUUGAUUUACCUUGUGGCGUCUUGGCAGCAGCACCAGGACUCCUGGGGACAGCAGCAGGAGCAGCAGCAGAUGCUAGAGAAAUCACAAAUACAAGAUGAGAAAAACCAACAGCAAAAGCAGGAAGAGAAGACCAGUAAGGCAGGGCUUGCAGCUGCCGUUGGCACAAGCAGCAGUGCCCCCAAGGGCUUGAAUAGCAGCAGCAAUAGCAGCGGAAAUAGCAGCAGCGGUAUCUUGGAGUCGGUUCUGCGUGUGUGCAUGGGAGCAAGCGAAGAUGUGGACGAGAUUGGUGCGUCUCUCUUCCCGCCUCAAGAGCCCGGCACCAUUCGCAUGCGAGCACAGCAGCUGCUGGGUCGGGCGAGAGAUUUGAAGUCACAGCUGCCGUUGCCACUGCCACCAGGAACAGAAACUUCUGAAAGAAUCCAAGCCGGGGAUUUGGGGGGUGUGGGUGUUGCUGUUGCUGCCGAUGCUGCUGGUGAAGGGAAGGUGGGGAGUGGAGGCGAGAUGGGGAAGAAGGGUGUAUGGAAGGGGGGGAUGAGUGUGAGUAAGUUGCAUGAGGCGAUUGGGGAGAUGGAAAAAGAUAUAGCUGCACUGUUGUGUGUGGUGGGAGAGAGUAGUGAGGGUGAGGUGGUAGGGGAAGAGGGAGCAAAGGUGAUAAGGGAAAGGAAGAGGGAGGUGCAUGCAGAUGCUACUGGUGUAGCUGUUACUAUAGAGAAAUGUAGUUUAGGUGAUUAA